UUUCGAUUUUCAACAUCAUAACUUAGGUCUGAUAAUGGAAUUAAUCCUCUUAAUUAAAUUAAGCCGCAUCUCAAAAAGCAGAAACUUUUUACAAAAAUGACUCCAAAAAAUUACCAAACCCCACAUGGCCUUCCUUACAAGACAUUCAAAGAACAUUAGCAGUAUCCCACUUCAAAUCAAGUUUUAUUCUUAUUCAUCUCUCUAAUUUGCUUCUAGAUCCAUCCUUGGAAUCUCCACAAAACAAAGCAAUGCCAGAAAUUGAUGACAACCGUAACCUACCAAACAACAACAACAAUAAACCCCCUCAAAUCUCCGAAAUGUUUCAGAAAUUCGCUCUCGCUUUUAAAACCAAAACCUUCGAAUUCUUCGCCGACGAAAACGACGAAUCAGACUGUUUCUCACUCCUCGACUCCGCCGAGGAAAUCAUCACCGAUCAAAAAGUCGUCGUCAUUAAACCCGACCCUAACCCAUCCACCGACUCACCACCACCACUAAUUCAACCCAAAACGACACCGUCGUUUACUCCAAAACAACUACUAACUGAAACGACGUCGCACGAUCUAUUCGCUUCGAUUUUCGCCGCUGUUUCAGCUUUCGAAGCUUCUUACUUCCAAUUACAAAGCGCACACGUUCCUUUCGUUGAAGAGAACGUGAAAAACGCUGAUAAAGUUCUCGUUUCUCAUCUUCAAAGACUCUCUGAAUUCAAGAAAUUCUAUUGCAAUCCCGAAUCGUUUUCGAAUUUUCCCUUUGGUUCUUCUUUGGAGGCUGAAGUGGAAGAGAAUCAGAGCAAGCUUCGAACACUCGGCACCGUAUCGAAUCGGUUGCAAUUGGAACUUGAGCAGAAGCAUGAUGUGGUUUUCUCCCUUAGAAAAAAGCUUAAUGAGAUUCAAAAGGGUAAUGUGAAUUUGUCUAAGAAGCUUUGUAACAGUAAUAAUAAUAAUAAUAAUACUAGUUUGAAUUUGAAUAUGAACCCUAGUUGUGAUGUUUUGUUAAGUGUUAGGGUUUUUGAUUCCUUGUUGCAUGAUGCGAGUAGAGCUGCUCAUAAGUUUACGAAGAUUUUGAUUGGUUUGAUGAGGAAAGCUGGGUGGGAUUUAGGUUUAGCUGCAAAUGCAGUUCAUCCUGGUGUUGUGUAUUCUAAAAAGGGGCAUAAUCAGUAUGCACUUUUGUCUUAUGUUUGUUUAGGGAUGUUUCAAGGUUUUGAUUCGCUUUGUUUCAAAUUGAGUUCCGAGAUAAAUGCAAAUGAAGAGUCGACGUCGAAUGGAGACUUGUGUGACUUAGGUUACAAAGAGAGAAAUGAUUUUUUGAAGCAAUUGCUUGAGCAUGUGUCUAGCAAUCCAAUGGAAUUGCUUGGCAUUCACCCAGGUUGCGAGUUUUCGAGGUUUUGCGAGAUGAAGUACGAGAAGCUUAUCCAUCCUUCGAUGGAGUCAUCGAUUUUCAUUGAUUUGGAUCAAAAUGAAGCAGUGUUGAAUUCGUGGAGGUUGUUGAGUAUGUUUUAUGAGGCGUUUGUUGGGAUGGCUAGUUCUAUAUGGACACUCCAUAAGUUGUCCCAUGCCUUUGAUCCUGCGGUUGAGAUCUUUCAAGUGGAAAGAGGUGUGGAGUUCUCUAUGGUAUACAUGGAUGAUGUGACUAAGAGGUUAACCUGGCCAAAUAAGGGAAGGGCAAAAGUUGGGUUCACUGUUUUUCCAGGUUUUAGAAUUGGAAAGAUAGUUAUUCAGUCACAGGUUUAUGUAAGCAGUUUUUCAUCGACAGAGUAGUUUGCUCCAGUGUUGUCAAAUAGCGAUUAUAAAUAGUAGAAUUGAGCAAGUCGUUAUCGUUCCACAAUAUGUUAUUCAGUACAAAGUAUUGUCAAAUAGUAGCUCUAGCAACACUAUAACAUAUUAUAGUGGAAUUUGAACAAAAUGCCAUUUUCUAUGAUUGACAACAUGGGUUUGCUUGGGUUUUCUCCUGUACAAUAGAAAUUCACAGACACUUCUGUAUUUAGAUGAGACUGCUAUGUUGGACAAACUCAAUGGUAUUGUUGGUUCGGGUUUUAGUUUUUCCAGAAAUUUGUCAAGAUGCCUAAUUGUUCUGAACUACUGAUUGAGGAAGACAAUACCAUUACUGCAUGAUAUACCUGAAGUUGUUUGCUUCUACGAAUGUUGCUGAAGUGAGAGCAAUAGUUAUGGAGUCAAGUUAUUUUGCAUUCUGUACCAAUACCAGGUGAGGAUCUUUAGUGUUUCUGCUGGAAUUUUUAUCUCUUAUGUAAGUUAUGUUUGUUAUUUCCUCUCCCAGUUUUGUUUUUAUAAUUUUUAUAGGCCACUUGUAUAGAGUUAACUGUACAGACUACAGAACAUUCCUUCUAUGGUGGGUACUCUGACAAAAAAUACAUCAGUAAAUUGUGUAUGCAACACUGAUAUAUAAAAAUAACAAUAUGGUUUCUUUAGCAGCAUAGCAACUCUUGAUCUCAUUAGUAUUUGUCCAUAUUAUCAUGCAAGUAAUAUGUAUAGAACUUAAUAUAAUUGUACUAUACGCAUUUGAAAUGAGUAUAUACUUGUACAGAGUGGACUAAUGUCA
Messenger RNA from Cicer arietinum (chickpea), 2553 nucleotides. Its product is annotated as protein GRAVITROPIC IN THE LIGHT 1. Gene Ontology annotation, biological process: response to red or far red light; negative gravitropism. NCBI's taxonomy places the organism in Eukaryota, Viridiplantae, Streptophyta, Magnoliopsida, Fabales, Fabaceae. The record is from RefSeq and is a predicted model, not a curated record.